Messenger RNA from Silurus meridionalis, 1085 nucleotides. It is a transcript of the gene timm22, whose product is annotated as translocase of inner mitochondrial membrane 22 homolog (yeast). NCBI's taxonomy places the organism in Eukaryota, Metazoa, Chordata, Actinopteri, Siluriformes, Siluridae. The transcript has 4 exons. Gene Ontology annotation, biological process: protein insertion into mitochondrial inner membrane. The coding region runs from base 33 to 638 and encodes 201 amino acids. Gene Ontology annotation, cellular component: TIM22 mitochondrial import inner membrane insertion complex. Gene Ontology annotation, molecular function: transmembrane protein transporter activity. The record is from RefSeq and is a predicted model, not a curated record.
AUUUACCAGCCUGUCAAACGCACAGCUUCAACAUGGCGGCGCCCGUAAGGAGCAGCGAGACUUCAGUACCCGGUGUUUCAGUUCAGUCCCCAGCAGCGCCGGGAGCCGAAAAUGCCAACCUACACUACAGUGUUCUGCUGGACCAUCUUAUCGGUGACAAGAGACAGAUUAAAGAAUUGGACCCGGGCGUUAUGGGCGGUUUACCGACCCCACACAAGACAGAUGAGCAGAAGAUGAUUGAACGCGGAAUGGAGAGCUGCGCUUUUAAAGCAACGCUGGCGUGUGUCGGAGGUUUUGUAUUAGGAGGUGCUUUUGGAGUCUUCACAGCUGGCAUUGACACCAAUGUUGGGUUCGAUCCUAAAGACCCGCUGAAGACCCCCACAGCGAGAGAAGUGCUAAGAGACAUGGGACAGAGAGGAAUGUCCUACGCCAAAAACUUUGCUAUUGUUGGUGCAAUGUUCUCAUGUACAGAGUGCAUUAUAGAAUCACAUCGCGGUGUAUCAGACUGGAAGAACGCAGUGUACAGUGGCUGCAUUACUGGAGGUGCGAUUGGAUUCAGAGCUGGCCUGAAAGCGGGUGUUCUGGGCUGUGGAGGUUUCGCUGCAUUCUCCGCUGCUAUUGAGUAUUAUCUCAGAUGAACUGCUGCUUCAGAAUUUCCCAGGUCAGAUGGGCUCUGAACACCUGUAGAACCAAGAGCAGGCUCUGAACAUGACUUUUUUUGGCAGGAGUUACUUGUCAAAUCAUUUUGAAAUUGUUCUCAUGGAGAACCGACUUUCCAAUUCCUUUUCCUGACUUGGUGUGUGUUUUGUGAUUUCUGAACGUUGUGUUGGAGUCAGUGUAAAAGUACCAGCUUUAGGUUGGGAUUGCAAUGCUGACAGGUGAUCUAUAACCCAGCGAUACCUUAUAAAACCUCAUGUGUUCCAUGCAGUCAGAGGACUUCUCUAGUUUAAAAAACAAACAAAGAAGCUGAGUGAGAUCAUGGUGAUAUCAGCAAAUGCUUAAUGUUAUGUAAUAUGAUAUUUUGGUCCCAUAGCUGUUCAUGUAUAUAAUUGUGCAACUAAUAUAAAAUAAAAUAUCAAACCAUA